Molecule: messenger RNA, 1467 nt
Organism: Owenia fusiformis
Lineage: Eukaryota; Metazoa; Annelida; Polychaeta; Sabellida; Oweniidae
Source: the annotation of a GenBank genome assembly
AAUCCAUUUGGGAAACAUCGAGCAUUAAUAUUUAAUCAGUGGGUUAAGAAGUAAAAUAGAUAAACGGAUAAUACAGGUUGCAUGUGAUAAUUCUUCUGCCAUCGUGUACAGUUUUAAGUGUAUUCGGGACUGUGAUGUGUGCCAUUCUCAGCAUAUAAAAGAAGGCUAUCACAGAACUGGUUCAAACAGAUUUGGAAAACAAGGCACUAGUUCAGCAAAACUCAAGAUCUACAAUUACCUGACAUUUAUUAGUGAGAACAAGGAUGUAAAAGUUUUGGCAAUCUUUCAAUAUCCCUAGAUUAAUUGCUACAUCUUGGCAAGAAUACUGACAACAAAAUCAGCUGAUUUUUUGGUAAACUAGGAUGCUCACACAAUACUGUACAAGGGUCGUGACAUUUUGAAAUACAAUAUCGCAGAAAAACAGAAAAAGUGUUCAAGAACCGGUACUACUGGAAAAUCAUUGUUUAUUCUCAAGAUUAAGAACAACGACUAGGACAUAAAAGUAACUAUAACAGCCUCCUGGCCUCAAUAAAUUAUUAUUGAGGUACCUUUUUCAGAAACUCUUACCUAGAGCGAUUUAAAAUUGUCCAAGAUCCGAUAUGGCUUGGAAAAAGGUUUUGGCCGGAACUGCGAUAAUAUCAUUCCUCUUAGCUGGAAUUUAUGUGAUGUAUUUUCAACAUGGUUCACCCGAAGACAUAUUAGCUGCAAACCGUCGUAGCACAUUGCGCAAAACACAUUCUGUGAAGGACAAUAUGAAAAGACUGCAUGUUGAAUAUGGAAAAAAUGAAAGUGAUGAAGACUUUGAUGAUAGUGAAGAAUAUGAUGAUGAAGAAGAUGAAACAGACAUUGUGAAAUCAUCUCAACUUUUGUGGGAUCGCUGGAUCGAAAAAAAUAAUCACGUAUCUAUAGGAGAAAUCUAUGAUAAAUGUGAGGGAGAUGACAGAGUUACCAUCGGGAGAGUAAUAUUAAUACAAGAUAAAGUGAAAGGAGGAGUGGCCUCUGUCACAUAUGUCAAUCACACAUGGGAUCAUGUGAUAGAUGAUGGAGAGGUACUGAUAGAUGUAAAAUACAACAACAAGAAUCUUUACAAUAAUAAAUGGGAACUUUGCACAAUAGAUGAAGAUGAAGAAGAACGAAUAGUAUUUUGUCCUAUUAAAUCAAAUGAAAAACAUUAUGUGAAACAAAUGAAAAUACCUAAUUAUUUACCUAAGGGACGUUAUCAGGCCAAGGUUUGGUUACUCGAUCAAGAGGAAGUUAAUGUGGCAUGUGGAUUUGCGGACUUUACUAUAUAGUUUAAUAUUAUUUACAAUUUAGAGAAUGGACUUCAUAUUUUUGUGUCAUACAUUGUUCAUCCCACAUUCUUCCAUUAAAUUGAAAUCAGAUUGCAGCUGCGAUACAAUACACUGUACAGGCCCGUAGCCAGGUGGGUUAGAUUGGUUCAAGCCCCCCCCCCUGGCCAAAAAUUCU